AAACUCCGCUGAUGCGCAUUACGGACCAAGAUGGCGCUCUUCCCGUCAGCACCGCGGACAGCUCCGGCGGCGCCCCCGCUCGGCUGAGCCCCCCCGCACGUCUCUUUUUUUCAGGUGCCACUCCGCACCACCGGUACCGGAAGACGGGACCAGAACCCGACCACAGAGGAACCGAGCCGGACCCUGACCACCGCUGGAACGGGGGUGUUCUCCGCCUCCUCUUCAUCAUCUUCAUCAUCUCCUGCAGACCGGGAGCUCCGGUCCGCGGUAACGGUCAGCAUCUGAACCGGACUGAUGGAUCGAAGCGUCAUGCGGCCCCGGUUCCGGCGGGGGGGUUGAGGCUGCACCUGUCAAGACUCUCCCGGUUCGCGCGCCUCUCGGUUCUGCGGCACCAGACGUGAAGAUGCUGGUUCCGCUGGUCACCAUGGCCUCGGUUCUGUUCAGCCCCGGCUUCGCCCUCAGCUCCCAUUUCAGCCCAGAUGGCGCUCCGCUGAGCGAGCUGUCCUGGUCCUCCUCCCUGGCCGUGGUGGCCAUUUCCUUCUCGGGCCUCUUCACCUUCGUCUUCCUCAUGCUGGCCUGCCUCUGCUGCAAGAGGAGGAGGAUGGGCUUCAAGGAGUUCAAAAAUGCGGAUGGCGACGAAUACCACGCAGACCUGUCCACCUUGGCCUCGCCGGCCUCCCAGGGCGGUCCGGACGUCUACAUCCUCCCCCUCACCGAGGUUUCCCUGCCGACGGCCAAACAGCCGGCGCGGUCCGUUCAGCUCCUGAAGUCCGCAGACGUGGGCCGCCACAGUCUGCUGUACCUGAAGGAGAUCGGACAUGGCUGGUUCGGGAAGGUUCUGCUGGGGGAGGUGACCUCCGGCCCGACCACCACUCAGGUGGUGGUGAAGGAGCUGAAAGCCAGUGCCGGCGUGCACGAUCAGAUGCACUUCCUGGAUGAAGCUCAGCCGUAUCGCGCCCUCCAGCACCCGGCGCUGCUGCAGUGUUUGGCCCAGUGCACUGAGGUGACGCCAUAUCUGCUGGUGAUGGAGUUCUGCCCACUGGGCGACGUGAAGGGUUACCUCCGGAGCUGCAGGGCAAACGAGAGCAUGGCCCCGGAGCCGCUGAUCCUGCAGCGGAUGGCGUGCGACAUCGCGGCGGGACUCCUGCAUCUGCACAAACACAACUUCACCCACAGCGACCUGGCCCUCAGGAACUGCCUGCUGACUGCUGACGUCUCUGUGAAGAUUGGAGAUUAUGGUCUGGCACACAGCAAGUACAAGGACGAUUACUUUGUGACAUCGGAUCAAGUGUUUGUUCCGCUGCGAUGGAUCGCUCCAGAGCUGCUGGACGAGGUUCAUGGAAACCUGCUGGUGGCUGAUCAGAACCAACAGAGCAACAUCUGGUCUCUUGGCGUGACCCUCUGGGAGAUGUUUGAACUGGGAAACCAGCCUUACAGACACUACUCGGACAGACAGGUGCUGACCUACGUGGUGAGGGACCAGCAGCUGCGCCUGCCCAAACCGCUGCUCAAAGUACCGCUAGCCGAGCGCUGGUAUGAGGUGAUGCAGUUCUGCUGGCUUCAGCCUGAUCAGAGACCAAAUGCAGAGGAAGUGCACUUGCUGCUCAGCUACCUGUGUGCCAAGGGGGCCAACGAGGCCGAGGAAGACUUUGAGAGACGCUGGAACUCCAUGCGCCCCAAUACUGGAUGCAGCAGAAGCACCUCUGCAAUGAGCCGAGAACACUGUGUGUCAAACUCCUCCUCCUUUCCUCUGCUGGAGCAGUUUGUGUCGGGUGACGGGUACCACUCCGAGUCAGGAGACGACGUCCUGACAGUCACAGAGACCAGCCAAGGCCUGAACUUUGAGUACAAAUGGGAACAAGCUCGAGCAGAGCAGCCGUUCAUAGCCUCCCACUCCUCCAGUUCUUUGAGCCUGGCAAGUCGGCACUGUCAGGAGGCAUUCUACCCACCAGGGGGCAUAGUUGGAGGCUGUCCUCUGGAGAGCCUUAACCGUGGAAUUUCUCCUUCUUACUAUCAAGCCAAACACAUCCAUGCUCCAAGUGUGCUCCCGGUCCUCAGCGCUCACAGCCCCUCUGUGAGCAGUGAAUAUUACAUCCGCAUUGAGGAGCCGGUAGACUGCAACAUUGAUCCGGAAUAUACCAUGGGUUCUUACAGUCCAGACUAUCCAGGCAGUGCCGGGAGCUUCAUGACUGGCAGUGCAGAGUCAGGUGAGUGCAUGACCUGCCCCUUGCAGACAGAAAACAUGGGUCCAUACUGGUCUUCAGAGGUCCACAAAACCGAUCUGUACGACUCCAACGACUCAAGUCCAGCCAUCUCCCUGACCAUGGAGCCACUUUUAGGACAAGUGUCCGACAGCAGCCCCCUACAACCCUGGGAGUCCAGUCACUAUGUGUCCUACAAAAACCAAGAUGGGGGCUACUACUAUGAGCCCUCACCGCCUUUAGGAGUAGACCACUAUCUGCUUGGAAAUGAGCAUCAUCAGGAAAGUUGGGGGUCCAGAAGUCUCCGUCAGGCUCUGGGUGAGAUGGAGUCCUCACCUGUCAGCUCACGCCAACGGACUUACAGAGAUUCCUACUUGGACACAAGUCAGACGUCUAUCCUGGGAAAGACCGUGACGGGGGGCUACUACGACAUGAUGGGCUCUCUGAGGAAGACCAUGCCCAGCCACACCGGGCACAACAGCCACUCUGUUAGCAUCAACAUGGAGACCCAGGGGGCUCUCUUCAUUGGACACAGGGAGAGUGACUCAGAGGAGGACGAGGAUGACAUCUUCAUCGAGAGACACAGCUGUAACACUUGGCCUUCGAAGCACCGCCACUCCAGUGCGAGUCACCACAGGCGAGCCAGUCACAGCUGCAGACAGGACGCCUAUGCCGACUUCCACUACACCAUGCCAAGUACGGACAUCGAAGACUCCUGGCCGGAGGACCACAACCUGGUCUUCCACUCUCUGCCAAAACCCAUCGACUACCUUGAGCCGCAUCAGGUGAAAGACAACAGUGCCUGCCUGAGUCUGACCAACCCCAUGGUACCAUCUGACAACUGUAACGCCUACAUCUACUUGUGCCGUGAAGUGGACACUCAGCCAGAGUCUAGAGAUUGCUGCCACCCUCAGUUUGUAGACCCUCUCACUGGCCUGUUGGUGAGAAACAACAGCUUUUGUCCCAGCUACAGUCACAGCAGCUACCUUACUGAUAAAGCCACGGACAUCCCAAACAACGAAGAGCUGAUCAAUCUGUCACCGGCUCCUGGAGGUCCCAUUGUGUCUAAACCUGCCCCAAAGAAGCCGGAGGACAGUGAAGAGCAAUACGCUGAUCUCUCAGCUGAUAAAACACCGCUCAAAGAGAAUAGGGAUGGACCAAUCAAAGAAAAGAUAAUGCAGAAACCACCAGAGCCUAGACUAGAGGAGGUGGCCCUGACCAUGACCAAAGCUACUCCACCUCCUCCAGACAACAUGCAUGUGAUGGUGGCCCUUAUGGAUCCUCAGUCAGAGAUCAGUCCUAGUGCGGACAGCGGCAUGGAGCGGCGGGGCUCAACUGUAAGCCUUGCUGACAUCCUGGACUGCAGCGAUGAAGAUGACACCACGGAUGAAAUCACGGAUGUCACUUCCGGCAUCUUUGUCGACGAAUGCUCAGAGCUGAAUUCUUCUCCUGCCAUCAAGUCCCUGCAGAAGCAAAUCGGAACUCCAGACUCCAUGGACUCCAUGGACCUGCUGUCUGUUGCUGGCUCUUGUGAAGGUCUCAGCCCUGCAUCCUCUCGUCCCUCUAGUUCACCUAAAGCCAUGGACAGCGGCUAUGACACCGAGAAUAACGAGAGUCCUGAGUUCGUCCCAAAAGAGUCCCAUGAACAAUGGCCUUCAUCUCAGGGAAAGCCAGCCCUUGAAACCAGUCUGGAGGAGGAUGAAGAGGGGCAUGACCCAGAAGACGCUUUAUUCAACGACGAUGACGAUUUGAAAGCCUCAGGCGCUCUUCAACCACUAAGCGAUAAGACUCCAUACCGAGACUCUGCCUACUUCUCAGAUUACGAGAAUGAUAGACAAAGUAGAGAGGAGGAAGAGGUGAGUGAACAGAAUGACAGCGAGAAAGAGGGGGGGCAAAUAAAAGAGGAGGAACCCAAAGUCGAUGUUGACCUGAAGCUCCAAGCAGAAUCCUCUUCUCCAGAGAUCCGGGAACAACUGUUCGAGGAAAACCCCCGGCAUGAAGAAGAGGGGUCCCCUCAGGGGCUCUCUGACUCCUCAGCAGAGGGAUUACUGGAUGAAUGGCCGUCCCACGAGGAGACCUCGUCCAUGGGAGACUGGGCAGCAGAGGUCGUUGGAGCCAUGGAGGAAGCCAUCGGCGCCCUGAACGGAGACUGUUCUACUGCUUUUAAAGCUGAUGACAGAAAGAAAGAGGAGCAUAAAACAUCCAUUCAAGCUUCAGAAACAAACGAGGAGACACCCGUGAAAUCAAGUCAAAACAGGCCGUCGGGGACAUCCGGUGAACACCCCCACGUCCUGCCCAAAGACGAGGUGGCCUUGCAGCACACGGCACAUGCCAGACGGUUCCUCUGUUCAUCAACGCCGCCACCGUCCACUCCUCCUGCAACAGAGGGAAGAACGUGUCCGGCUGAAGGAGAAGAGGCUGACGAGGAGGACGGAGACACGGAAGACAGCGACGAGUCGGACGAGGAGCUACGAACGUACAGCGUGCAGGAGCAGAGUGGGGGGGAGGACAGCGAGGACGAGUGCCAUAGGGUGCCCAUCGUGGUGAGCGACUGCAGCGAGGCCCGGCUGCGCAGCCUCCUCAGGAAGCCAACGCCGCUGACAGCAGACAACCUGGAGGAGGAGCUGGCGCGCAAGACGAAAACAGUGACCUUCUUUGACAACGUUACCGUCUACCUGUUUGACCAGGAGAGCCCGACGAAAGAGCUGACUGAGCACAUCCUCACUUCAGGGACGGAGGACCAAAGCUCUGGAGGACAAACCCAGGAGAAGCUGAACGCCUCUGAUGACUCCUCAGACGGAAACAUCUCCGAGGAGAGCGGAGGCUUUGAGUGGGAUGAUGAUUUUACCCUCCACCCUCUGCCGACAUCCUCCACCGUCAAUGACUCCCCCCCACCGCAGUCCUUCACCAAAACCCCAGACCCAAAACCGCCCGUGCAGUUGUCCCGCUUCACGGUGUCUCCGUCCAGUGUGUCCCGUUUCUCACGCUUCUCCAUUACCCACAUCUCUGACUCGGAUGUGGAGUCAGCUGGAGGAAGCAGUGAGGAUGGAGACAAAGAGUGAACAGGAAGUGGAGAGCUUGACUUCAGCAUGACUGUUCGGAUACCAGAAACGAGCCGGUGCCUCUGAACGCUCCGUUCUACAGCAGAAAGAGAAUCCACAUAGUAAAUCCACAGAGGACUAGUAUUUAUUGAUAAAAUGACGAGACCAGAAGAGACUUAUUUUUUGGAUCAAACAGGAAAUGAACGAGCAAACAUCAUGUUUACCGCCUUCUACUUUUUCCUGCAGAACGGGAGGGGGGGGGGUCACAAAUGUUUGUCAACAGAAGAUCAGUGCUUUAAAAAAACUGUACAGAAUCACAGACUUUUUACCUUUCAGGAAAUAUUUUACGUGUAUAAUGUAAUAAAUUGUAGAAGUUUGACAUAUGAAUAGUUAAUAUUGACUGGCCCAGGUGGAAAACAUGGAGACUGUUAGCAAACGUCUGUUUCCUUUCCAGCUGGUCGGCUCAACAGCUCAAUGACUUAUGAGGUUUUGCUUUGUUGCAUCAGGAAUAUUGUUUCUUAUUUCCCAUCUGAACCUUCUGAGAGCAGUGCAUGCUUGGCUUCAACUCUUCAGAUCAGUCCCUCAAACUGUCACGUGUUCUGCCCUGUAGAAGAACUGCAGACAGGCCAGAGGAGAUCGUUGGAUGCAGCUGUUUUUGGACCAAUACCGGUACUUCAUCACAUUGAUGCAAAAGUCGUCUGAAACAGGUUUCACGGCCACAAGCGCAGAAAAAGUCGGUUUGGUUGAGAAUUUGUCCGUUUGUGUUGUCACCAAAACAUGAAGGAGAAAUGUCAGUAAGCAGCCUGACGGAGCAAAUCAAACAUCUGGAGAUCCGCUUCAGGUUCUGGUCGGGAUGAUAGGAAAAAACCCUGUGACUCGUCUGAGAUGAACCUGCUUUCUUUAAAUAGGUAGAAAGAAACUAAGGACCAGGUUUUAGAGCAAAGAGGGAGGGGGCGGAGCCUCAAUAUUGUCGGUUAAAAAUCUUCCAACUUUUUUCUCAAAGUCAUCAAGCUCAGUCAAAUCUGAGCUGAAGGCUGUGGAGGAUUUGAGGCUCCUUCCAUCUUUAGAGGUGACUCUGAAAACAAACCUGUUUGGUGAAAGGUAUGCCUUGCUUCAGUGAUCUGUCAAAGUGACCUCAUGACCCUGAAUGGAGCGAAACGUCUGAUGUCUGCAGUCCAGACACAAACAUGAGGCCACUCUGCGGUCCAAACUUAGCUUUGGAAAUAGCAUUAGCAUGCUACAUUUAGCAUCAGGCUGGAUUGUUGCUUAUCUCGUUUAGCAUCUGCAUGCUAACAGGCGUGGGGAAUGGAGUUUAAACAUGCUAAUGCUAGCAUGCUAACAGGAAAAAAAUGCCAAGAGGAAAUAUUUAUAGACAUAAAGCCGAUCCAAAUAUAUUUUAUUAUUUAUUGUUGCCCUUUAGACAAAUGCAGAGUAAAAUGCAAUAUAUUUCAGAUGAAAAGCUCCUUUCUGGAAAGUCUAUUGUUUUUGUAAAAUGUUUUUGCCCUGAACUACGACGGAGUGCUGGGCCGCCAUAAAAGGAAAAAAAACUACAUUUAGGAGAAUAAAGUU
Messenger RNA from Oryzias latipes (Japanese medaka), 6811 nucleotides. It is a transcript of the gene lmtkb, whose product is annotated as apoptosis-associated tyrosine kinase b. Gene Ontology annotation, biological process: brain development; peptidyl-tyrosine autophosphorylation. NCBI's taxonomy places the organism in Eukaryota, Metazoa, Chordata, Actinopteri, Beloniformes, Adrianichthyidae. The record is from RefSeq and is a predicted model, not a curated record. Gene Ontology annotation, molecular function: ATP binding; protein tyrosine kinase activity.